Molecule: messenger RNA, 1620 nt
Organism: Hypomesus transpacificus
Lineage: Eukaryota; Metazoa; Chordata; Actinopteri; Osmeriformes; Osmeridae
Exons: 2
Coding region: 125-1003 (292 amino acids)
Source: RefSeq, a predicted model, not a curated record
UCCAGCGGUACUUCAGGCUGAACCGGGCCGAGUUCGAUGACCUGCUGACCAGAGUGGGACCCCGGAUAGCGAGGCUAAACGCCUCGCUAUUUGUCUCCGAUACCUUGCCACGGGGGAUUCGUUCAUGACGAUCAGCUUCAGCUAUCGUGUGGGCUCAAGCACUGUGGCAGGUAUUGUUGGGGCUGUGUCCCAGGCCAUUUGGGACUGCCUGGUGGAGGAGUACAUGCCUGUGCCAACCAAGCAGGACUGGAGGGACAUUUCUGAAGGCUUCCUUCAGAGGUGGAACUUCCCUAACUGCUUGGGUUCCAUCGAUGGCAAGCACGUUGUCAUCCAGGCCCCUCACAGCUCAGGGUCACUGUACCACAACUACAAGGGGACAUUCUCCAUCGUUCUUCUUGCGGUUGUGGACGCCGACUGCAUGUUCCGGGUCAUCGAUGUGGGGGGUUACGGUCGCAACAGUGACGGUGGGACCCUGGGCAACUCUGCGUUUGGUUUGGCCCUGAAGAAUGGAACCCUGGACCUCCCAGAGAACUCCAUCAUCCCUGGAGCAGAGCCACGUGGACCACUGCCACACGUGUUCGUAGGCGAUGAGGCCUUUCCUCUGCGGAGCAACCUCCUGCGCCCCUUCCCUGGGACAAACCUCUCCAGGGAGAAGAGGCUCUUCAACUACCGCCUCAGCCGUGCCAGGUUGACAGUAGAGUGUGCCUUUGGCAUACUCUCCAGCCAGUGGAGAAUGUAUCGGCGUGUCAUUGGUGUCAACCCAGCAAAGGCGGAGGCGUGUGUGAAGGCCACCUGCAUCCUCCACAACUACAUCCGGAGGUCCAGGAUAGGUGCCAGGGGAUCUCCUGCAGCCAGUCCUGGUCAGGAGGGGUCUGCUGCUCUUCAGGAGGGUCCACGAGUGGGCAGCAACAAUGCUGCGCGUGCAGCCAUUCGUGUGAGAGAUGCAUUCACUGCAUACUUCAAUGCAGAGGGUGCAGUGCCCUGGCAGAAAAAUGUCAUAUAGCCUGUGGCAUUGAAAACCAAAGGUUCUUUUAAGAGCCACACAUACUAAUCACAAAAAAAGCAAACUGUUCCUAAUGUUAUUUUCAUUAAAUCAGUGUAUGGUUGUGUAGUUUCUUAUUAUCUAAUUUGCACUUAUAAAGACAGUUACAAAAGCAGUAGCGAACAUGUGCUCCUAAAUAGUUAAAUACUGAACAACAAUACUGAACACCCUUCAGUCCAAUCAUUACAGAUUCUUUGUGUAUGUUUAAACAAAAAUUAUACCAACCAUUCAUAUACCAAUUACAUAAAAUGGACACAAGGUCUGUAGUGACAUUUUUAUUUUAUAUAGGUCUGUCACUCUGUGGCCCUCAGCUCAGCCUCUGCCUCAAUAAACAAACGGUGGAUGUUAAAUUUCAGCUCAGAACGCUUGGCUGGUGGCAUUCUCUUUAAUGAAGGGAGGAGGCUUUUAAAAAAAAGAUCAUCCUCGUCUUCCUGUGGCGGUGGUGGUGGUUGAGUUGCAGGUGCUUGAAUAGCCUCAAGCAUUCUCUCCUCAAAAUGUGUGAGCCUCUCCUUCUGCACCCUCUUCCUAGCCUGACUGUGAGAGGAUGCUGGAGGCUGGCCCCUAAUUACAAGGGAAAC